AUGGACCCCAAGAAGUCCAGAGAUCACAUUGUGGACAUUGUGCUGCUGGCCUUCAGGGCACAACGGUACUCGCUGUCUGAGUCUCAUUUGGGGGUUCACUUCCCUCCAUAUCUGUUUGAGGCUUUCCUCGCUCAGCCUGUUGAUGACGACAAAAGCACGGCAAAAGUAGGCAAUGGAGCUGCUGUAUUCACUCUACCAAAGAGGAAAGAAGAGCCAUGGGACCAGCUAAUGCUCAGUGCAGCCGACAAAGAAAUCAAAAAAGACCUAAGAGAGAAAGCUCUAAUCAGACACCAAGAGAAACUGUGUGCUGCGUCCAAAGCAAAAUCAGAGAAGCAACAGGCUGAAAAGAAAUAUGCACUAACGACGAUGAUGAAGCUUGAACAAGAAGAAAGAGAGAAUAUUCAGAAAAUCAAGGACUUUGAGCGACAGAAAACAACAGCAGAAUUGGAAGCAUGGCAACAGAAACAGAAGGAUCAACGUCAUACAGAGACACAAAUAGACACGAGGGAAAAAUCACGGAUGGGAAUAUGUGAAGCAAAGGCCAAAUCUGAUCUCACAAAUAAUAGUGGAUUGAAGAGCAGGACACUGGUGGAGCUUCCUGUCCCCAGAGCUACAGGCAGUAUCCAAGUCACAUUCACUCCUAGAGUUUUCCCUACAGCGCUCCGAGAGUCCAGAGCAGCUGAAGAGGAGGAGUGGCUCAGGAAACAGGCCGAGGCUAGACGUGUCUCGAGUGACGCGCUGGGGGAUCUAAAGGACCUUAAAGAGGAAGAGAGAAAUCCAGAUUGGCUCAAGGACAAAGGAGAUAAAUUCUUUGCCACCGGAGACUACCUGGGUGCAGUGAAUGCCUACAGUCUGGCUAUCAGGCAAAACAGGAAAAUGCCAGCUCUCUUUUCAAACCGGGCUGCUUGUCAUCUGAAGCUGAAAAACCUCCACAAGGCCAUAAAGGAUUCAUCUGAGGCGUUGGAGUUGUUGACCCCAGCAGUGCCGGCCAACGCAGCAGCCAGAGCCAGAGCCCAUGUCCGCAGAGGAACAGCCUUCUGCCAGCUGCAGCUCUACACAGAAGGUCUUCAAGAGUAUCAGGCUGCUCUGAAGAUUGACCCAGAAAACGCAGAGCUGCAGAUGGACACACAGAAGAUCAGGGACAUCAUCCAGGGCUCCGCGGAAGAAGGACAAACGUGA
Messenger RNA from Knipowitschia caucasica, 1179 nucleotides. NCBI's taxonomy places the organism in Eukaryota, Metazoa, Chordata, Actinopteri, Gobiiformes, Gobiidae. The record is from the annotation of a GenBank genome assembly.